CCAUGCCUUGCGCCGCCUUCAGUCUUCCCGGGUUUCGAGGGAGGAAAUUCCUACUUGGGAGCUCGGAAGGCGCUGGGAGCAGGAGGCUGGCUCCCCGCGGCUGCAACAGCGCUGCAGCUGCUGUUCUGUGCGUUCCAGCCUCCGGUGCCUGCAAACCCGGGCCCCUCUGCGCGUUGCGUGGGGCCGAGGCGGCCCGAGUCCACGCCCGAAGCCCGGGGCCGUUGUGUCCUCGCCAGGGCCGAGCUUGGGCCUGCGCUUCCCGAGACCAGGCCCGGCUGAAGCUCGGAGGAGCUCCCUUCGGCCUGGCGGCCCCACAAAAUGCCCGACCCCGGGCUGGAGGGCGGAGGAAGCCGGCGAACGCGCGCCCCGGGCGGCGGCAGAGCGCGGGCCGCCCGCACCCGGGAGCGCGGCUCUCUCGGAACGGCGGCGGCGGCGCUUCCCUGCCCGGCUGGCUUUUUGUUCUUAAGGGUACUGAAGGUGGAGGAAGACGGGAGGACUCUGACUGCUUAAAGGACCUUUAAUUUUAAGGCCUGAACCAGAUAAAAGAUGAACGCGAAUGCUCUCUCUGCAAAUCUUUCCCCUCCGAAGUGGCUGGUUUUGCAAGAGGCGGGUUGCUCAGCCGCAGCCGUGCUGCCUGCGGAACCUGCGGGUUUUCAGAGACACAGCUCUGAUGACCUCCUGUAAUUCGACGGAGAGAAAAAAAAAUUCUCCAAAGGACACUAGGUUUUUGUUUUGUUUCUGGUUCCUACCCAAUGGCUUCCAAAAAUACCCAGGCCUUAUCUUUAUUGGCUCUUCCAGAAGUCCAGACAAAUUUGACGGGCAGCUGGCUUAUCCAGGGGGGCCUGCGCAGGGCAGAUGCGGGCUUGCCUCCUCCGGGUCUGACGCGAGGUGGUUGUGCGUGAUCAUAAACGCUGGACCCCGCGCGGUCACAGGGCCCCGGGCACACCAUGGCCGACGCAGACGAGGGCUUUGGCCUGGCGCACACACCCCUGGAACCUGACUCAAAGGAUCUCCCCUGUGACUCAAAGCCAGAGAGCACGCUAGGGGCCCCCAGCAAGUCCCCAUCGUCCCCACAGGCCGCCUUCACCCAGCAGGGCAUGGAAGGGAUCAAGGUGUUUCUCCACGAAAGAGAGCUGUGGCUGAAAUUCCACGAAGUGGGCACGGAGAUGAUCAUAACCAAGGCCGGCAGGCGGAUGUUUCCCAGUUACAAAGUGAAGGUGACUGGCCUUAAUCCCAAAACGAAGUACAUUCUCCUCAUGGACAUCGUCCCCGCCGACGACCACAGAUACAAGUUUGCAGAUAAUAAAUGGUCGGUGACUGGCAAAGCGGAGCCCGCCAUGCCGGGCCGCCUGUACGUGCACCCGGACUCGCCGGCCACCGGGGCGCACUGGAUGCGGCAGCUCGUCUCCUUCCAGAAGCUCAAGCUCACCAACAACCACCUGGACCCGUUUGGGCAUAUUAUUCUAAAUUCCAUGCACAAAUACCAGCCCAGAUUACACAUCGUGAAAGCUGACGAAAAUAAUGGAUUUGGCUCAAAAAAUACUGCUUUCUGCACCCACGUCUUUCCUGAGACGGCGUUUAUCGCGGUGACUUCCUACCAGAAUCACAAGAUCACCCAGUUAAAGAUCGAGAACAAUCCCUUCGCCAAAGGCUUCCGGGGCAGCGACGAUAUGGAACUGCAUAGAAUGUCAAGAAUGCAAAGUAAAGAAUAUCCCGUGGUUCCCAGGAGCACAGUGAGACAGAAAGUGGCCUCCAACCACAGCCCUUUCAGCAGUGAGCCUCGAGCUCUCUCCACCUCAUCCAACUUGGGGUCCCAGUACCAGUGCGAGAAUGGUGUGUCAGGACCCUCCCAGGACCUUCUGCCCCCACCUAAUCCAUACCCACUGCCCCAGGAGCACAGCCAAAUAUACCAUUGCACCAAAAGGAAAGCAGAUGAAGAAUGCUCCACCGCAGACCAUCCCUACAAGAAGCCCUACAUGGAGACAUCGCCCAGCGAAGAAGACCCAUUCUAUCGCCCCAGCUACCCCCAGCAGCAGGGCCUGAGUGCCUCCUACAGGACAGAGUCAGCCCAGCGCCAGGCCUGCAUGUAUGCCAGCUCCGCACCGCCCAGCGAGCCUGUGCCCAGCCUGGAGGACAUCAGCUGCAACACGUGGCCCAGCAUGCCUUCCUACAGCAGCUGCACGGUCACCACCGUGCAGCCCAUGGACAGGCUACCCUACCAACACUUCUCGGCUCACUUCACCUCGGGGCCUCUGGUCCCCCGGCUGGCUGGCAUCGCCAACCACGGCUCCCCCCAGCUCGGGGAGGGGAUGUUCCAGCACCAGACCUCCGUGGCCCACCAGCCUGUGGUCAGGCAGUGUGGGCCUCAGACUGGCCUGCAGUCCCCUGGCGGCCUGCAACCAUCUGAGUUCCUCUACUCCCAUGGCGUGCCAAGGACCCUGUCCCCACACCAGUACCACUCGGUGCAUGGGGUUGGCAUGGUGCCAGAGUGGAGCGAGAAUAGCUAAAGCGAAGCCUGCUUCCUUAACAGACAUUUGCUAGAGAGAGAGGAGAGAGAGAAAGAGAGAGAGAGAGAGCAGGAGAGAGACAGUAGCCGAGAGAACCCCACAGACAAGGUAUUUCAUUUCACCCCAGAUUCACGCCUGCACUUGAGACCCCCAGACACUGAUCUAAUCAGUAGCCUGAAACCACAGUUCAAAAAAUGUGACUUUGUCAUUUCGUCUCAAAACUAAAAAAAAAAAAAAAAAAAAAAAAAAAAAAAAGAACAACAAAAUUGAGUCCCAUUCCCACCACAACCACCACAGUCAUCCAUGGGCCACAUUCACACCACCUCCGGAGGGCCUCCCGGAUUCCUUCUUUUGGUCUCCAGCAAGUCUUGCCUCAUCGAGUGUGUUAUCCUAAUGCAGUUGGAGUCUUUUCCUGUCUUGCUGUUAAUGUUGACAUUGUUAUAUAAUAAAUAAUAAUAUAUUUUUUUCUUUCAA
Molecule: messenger RNA, 2981 nt
Organism: Myotis myotis
Lineage: Eukaryota; Metazoa; Chordata; Mammalia; Chiroptera; Vespertilionidae
Gene: TBX5
Product: T-box transcription factor 5
Exons: 9
Coding region: 948-2507 (519 amino acids)
Biological process (GO): cardiac left ventricle formation; positive regulation of DNA-templated transcription; cell fate specification
Cellular component (GO): nucleus
Molecular function (GO): DNA-binding transcription factor activity, RNA polymerase II-specific; RNA polymerase II cis-regulatory region sequence-specific DNA binding
Source: RefSeq, a predicted model, not a curated record